Colletotrichum higginsianum IMI 349063 is the source of this 3606-nucleotide messenger RNA. RefSeq lists its product as uncharacterized. The record is from RefSeq and is a predicted model, not a curated record. The transcript has a single exon. Lineage: Eukaryota; Fungi; Ascomycota; Sordariomycetes; Glomerellales; Glomerellaceae. The coding region runs from base 1 to 3606 and encodes 1201 amino acids.
AUGGCUUCCGAAGAACCCAAGAGGACGGGCCCCGAUGACCGGUACGAGGAGCCUCCGGAACCCGAGCCGGAGAGUGAGAGCGAGGACGACAGUGAAAGUGAGAGUGAGAGUGAGAGCGAGAGCGGGAGCGGAAGUGGGAGCGGGAGAGCUCCGGUGCGGGCUCCGACGAAUGCGACCGCCGCCAGCGCCACAAGCAGCGCGUCCAGGAGGCUGCCGCCGCCGCCGAAGCCGAACCUCAUGGCCCGGCUGGGCCUCGACGCGCCGACGCUCAUCAUGAUGUUCAAGGGCUCGCUGCCGCCGCUGAUCGGCGUCGCCAUGUACCAGUCGACGCCCGUCGCGCAGUACUUCGCGACGCUGGGCUACCUCGUGCCCAUCAUCUCGGUGCUCGCCCUGGCCAUCCUGCCGCGGGGCAAGUACCUGCAGAACCUCGUCCUGAACGUCGUCGGCAUCCUCAUCGGCGGCGCCCUCUCCAUGCUGGCGCUGUGGACCGGCGUGCGGGCCCGGCGCAACACGGCCUCGGCCGAGGAGCUGGCCACCGGCCUGCCCGUCUACAACUCGAGCCAGUCGGUCGUCUGCGGCAUCUGGCUCUUCUUCAACAUCUGGAUCUCCAACACGCUGCGGGCCAAGUUCCCGGCCAUGAAUCUGCCCGUCAUGAUCUACUCCAUCUUCAUGAACGUCGCCUGCACCUUUGGCCCGCUGAUGGUGACCACCGCGUCGGCCGAGUCGUUCGUGCGGCGCCUGCUCGUCGCCAUGCUCUGCGCCAUGGGCAUCGCCACGGGCGUCUCGCUCCUUGUGUUCCCCGUCUCGAGCCGCAAGGUCGUGAGCGCCGAGUUCAACGGCGCCAUCGGCCUCGUCCGCAAGUCCAUCCGGCUGCAGCUCAACUACCUGCAGACCCUGUCGAGCCCAGACAUGCUGGAGCGUCACGAGACCAAGAGCAGCAGCGUCUUCAGGAAGAACAACAGCAACAAGAAGAAGAAGAAGAAGACGAAGAAGGAAAAGAGGCCCGAACUGACAAAGGAGGCAAAGGCGGCCGCCGAGGUCAAGGCCACGGCGCUGGCCAUCUCGGCGCUGUUCGGAAAGAUGCACGGCGACAUCCUGUUCGCCAAGCGGGACAUUGCGUACGGCAAGCUCAACUCCAAGGACAUUGGCGAGAUCUACAACCGGCUGCGGAGCAUCAUGAUCCCCCUCAACGGCAUCAGCACCAUCGUCGACAUCUUCCGGCGCGCGGCCGACAAGCACGGAUGGGGCGUCGAAGCAGGAGGAGGAGGAGGAGGAGCGGGGGACACGGACGCCGAGAAGAGCCGGGAGAAGAGGGUGUGGAACGAGAUCAUGGAGCAGCUGCACGAGCCGUACGAGAUCCUCACCGAGGCCAUGGACCAGGCUCUCGAACACGCCGCCAUCGUGCUGGAACUCGCGCCGAGGCCGAAGCAGAAGAAGACGAAGACCAGCACGACGACCCAGACGGCGGCCGACGUCGACGUCGAGAAGGACGCCGGGGCCAAGAACGGCGGCGCGCAGCCCGGAGACGCCGGGUUCGCCGAGGUGCUCGCCAGCAGGGUGCAGGACUUCAACGACAAGAAGGGCGAGAUGCUCCGGACGUGGCUGCGCGAGAGGCAGCUGGCGACGGAGCAGGAACGGCGGGACCUCAAGCUCAAGCGGCUCGAGACGCGGAUGCGCGAGCGCGACCAGACGCAGCUCUACGUGAUGCUGUACAUGGAGCAGCUCAUGCUGGCGCUCGGCGAGGCGGUGCAGGACCUCGUGCUCUUCGCCGACUCCAAGGUGGCGGACGGCACGAUGGCGCGCAAGCGGCUCAUCGUGCCGUCGCAGAAGCGGCUCAAGAAGUGGUUCCGCGGCGUCUGCAGCACCGAGGACGCGUCGCCGGAGCAGACGCCGGACGUGGCCGAGAUGGGGGCCAACAUCGUGUACGCGGGCGACGGGUACAACAAGAAGAAGGACCCGGAGCACCUGCCGGCGCACGGCGCGUGGCAGCACCUCGGCAACGCGGUCCGGCGGUUCUCGGGCUUCGUCGGGUCCGGCGAGUCCAUGUUCGGGUUCCGGGUGGCCGUGGCGACCAUGACCAUCGGCAUCAUGGCCUUCCUGCGGAGCACGCAGACCUUCUUCAACGAGCAGCGCCUCGUGUGGGCCAUGAUCAUGAUCGCCAUCGGCAUGACCAUCACGGCGGGGCAGUCCAUCUUCGGCUUCGUGUGCCGCGUGGGCGGCACCUGCGUGGCCGUCGUCUUCUCCUACAUCAUCUGGUACAUCGUCGUCGAGCGCACCGCCGGCGUCAUCGUGUUCCUGUGGCUCUUCAUCUUCGUCGAGCAGUACUUCGUGCUCAAGUACCCGCGCUUCAUGCCCGUCUGGCUCAUCACCAUCAUCACCCAGGUGCUCAUCAUCGGCUACGAGCUGCAGGUCCAGAAGAUCGGCGAGGCCGCCGCCGCCGCCACGGGCCAGCCGUACCUCCCGACCUACCUGCUGGCCCCGUACCGCCUCGCCUGCGUCGCCGCCGGCUGCGCCGUGGCCUUCAUCUGGACCAUCUUCCCGGCGCCCAUGACGGACCGCCGCUGGCUCCGCCGCGACCUCAGCGCCUCGCUGUACCUCCUGGCCAACUACUUCAGCGUCGUCACCGAGACCAUCAAGGCCACCAUGGAGGAGACCCACGGCGACAUCAAGCGGCCCGGCUCGCCCGCCCACAAGAUGGAGAAGGAGAGGCGCCGCAUCCUCGGCAAGCUGCUGCUGCUGCUGCCCAGCCUCGACAGCCACGCUCAGUGGCAGCGCUGGGAGCCCGACAUCGGCGGCAAGUUCCCGCGCGCCACCUACGAGGACAUCAUCCGCCGUUCCACGAGCAUCAUGCGCUACCUCACCCUCAUCGCCUACACCAUCACCUGGAAGCCCCGCGACGGCCGCAGCCACCACGCCGCCAGGCCGUCCACCGCCGCCUCCUCCGACACCGACCCCGACCGCCAGUGGCUCCGCGCCCUGAACCAGGUCCUCGCCGGCAUCGAGCCGACUCAGCACACCAUCCUCUCCACCCUCACCCUGCUCUCCAACUCGAUGCUCUCGGGCCAGUCCCUGCCGCCUUUCAUGCAGCUGCCGCGGCCCAACGAGCUCACCCGGAAACUGCUUCACCUCCGCGGGCCGGAACCAGAUGAGAGCCAGGGCCAGGACCAGGACCAGGGUCAGGGUCAGGGUCAGGGCAUCAUCCAACGACGGGGCAGCGAGCUUGAGCACCGGCUCGUCACGGUCAACACCCGCACGGGCACCGAGGUUCGGUCGUCGGCGGCGGCGCGGAAGCCCAGCGUCGUCGAGUCGCCCGUCAGCGACGCGUCGACGGUCGCCAGCGCGGGCAUGGCGGAGCUGACGGAGAUGAUCAGCCCGCUCGGCAGCGGCAGCAUCCUCGACGUGAGGAACGUCGAGCAGCACGGCUACACCGAGUUCGCCGUGCUGCAGGUCUGCAGCUCGCUCGUGUGCGACGACCUCGAGGGCCUCGUCCGCUCCGUCAGCAGCCUGGUGGGCGUUGUCGACUUCAGCUUCCGCGUCAACCACAGCGAGGCGUCCAUCUCGACCACGGACGAGGAGGACGCGAAGGGCAAGGGGAAACGCGAUUGA